This is a messenger RNA of Stylonychia lemnae, 1857 nucleotides long. The record is from the annotation of a GenBank genome assembly. Lineage: Eukaryota; Ciliophora; Spirotrichea; Sporadotrichida; Oxytrichidae.
AUGCUGUACCCAGAAAAGAAAAGUACUCCUAAAGAUAAGCUUCCUAAUCAUUAGAGGACUACAUCUCAAAAGCUUGAUAUUUAAGUUAAAAAAGAAAAGAUUCACAAGCAAUCAUCAAUGAAAGUUCAAACUAAGCCAAUUGGGAAGCAGAAUUUGAAACUAAAAAAAAGGAGAAAGCAGAAAAAAAGUUUUUCAAAGUCAUCAAUAUCAUCUAAACAGAUAGAAUUUUCAGAGAAUUAAGAGAUUUACAAGGACUAGAAUGAUAAUGAUCCCAUUAACUCUAUCAUUAAUGCCUAGGAAUGCACUCUAAAAUAGCCAGAAAUACUUGACUUUGAUAUUAGUAAAAAUAGCUAGAACUAUAGAACAAGUGCUAAUUCUAAGCUAAAUUACUACCAGACCUUAGAUCAUCUAUAUUAGUCAAAUUAUUCAGGCUAGAUUUAAAAUGGAAUGUUCACCUAGCUCUGCAAGGAUUCAAGUGGACAUCUAGACUAUAACUUAUCUUAUACCAUGCUUCUUGAUAGCGAUAGGAAAAAAGACAAAAAUAGGAACCACUAGUUUGAAGAUGAUCAAAGUUAACCUAUAGUAAAAAAAAAUCUAAAAUUCUCAAUGAUUGAGAGUUCUCAAGAUGACAAUCCUUACAAUACCUUACACAACACCUAAAAUAUGAGGCACCAUCAUCUAAACAUCGAUGACGAUACAAUUGAAGAACAAAUUAUUGAAAUAAAAGCUAAUCCAGUAAGAAAGACCGCUAAAAAUCAAAGAUCUGCUGGGUUUUACACUGGAUAAAAGUAAAGUCAAGCAGCAACGAGAUCUACUUCGAAGAAAAAACUAAAUUUAUCAAAAAAUCAUGGAGAAACCAGAUAAUUAAACAAUAAUGACAUUAACAGUCUCAAUGAUUCAAAGGAUUCAAUUAUCAUUAUUUAAGAGUGUGAAGCCCCUUUUAAAACAGUUAGAAAAGAAGUCAGUCUUCAUUCUUUGUCAAAGUAGCAUUAAUCUCAUUAGACAUUCCACAAGAAAAAGAGAUCAGUAGACCAUAAAAAGAACAGUUCAAUUCUGAAUAAUAAUUCAGUUGCUCAUUCAAGGAUGUUUCCAUCAACUACAAAUAUAAAGGACAAGAAUCUAGUUACAUCACCAACUCUAGCACAAAAUAUUAUAGAUCAGUCCCGUUAAACAAUUAAAGCAUCCAAAAAAUAUCCUUCAAUACAUGGCUAUACUAAUCUAAAUGAUAAUCAAAACCACUUAUCUAUUCAAAAAUUCACUUGCUAUGGCACUCAUAAUGAUAUGUCUUCAUUUCAAAGCAGAUAAAGAAAUCUAUCUACUGCAAGCCUAUCUAAAUCAAAAGGAGCUCUUCUUACUGAAAAGAGGAAGCCCUCUAUUUUUUCAAAAAGGGAAAGUAUCAAAGAUGAAUAGCAUUUGAAGAAAAAGAGAUCAAGUAAAAAGAUACUAAGUUAAACAAUGAGGAUAGUUCUGGACUCACCUAGAUAUAGAGUCUUGUCCCCUAAUAAUAUUAAUGACUAAAAGUCUAUGAGCAAUAAUAAUAAUAAUAAAAGCACUACAAACUAACAUACUGCUCUAAUUAAUGAGUACUCUUAUAAAGAUCUAGCAACAUUUAAUGGUCUUAUUGGCCAUUAAGGGACAUAAGAUCAGGAUUAUAAAAAUGAAAUUACAUUCCACUUCACUAAUUCAUAAAGUAAGGAUCUAAGUGGUAUUAAAGACCGUGUGUAAAUUAUAUUCAGAGCUUAUCAAGCUAGAAUCAUGAGUCUAACUUAGAGUGUAGAUGAACUUUCAUAGGAAAAUAAGAUAUUAAAGAGAAAACUGUUCCAUCAAUAAUCUAGUAAAUCUAAUUUAGCUGAAUGA